Messenger RNA from Plectropomus leopardus (leopard coralgrouper), 4557 nucleotides. Lineage: Eukaryota; Metazoa; Chordata; Actinopteri; Perciformes; Serranidae. The record is from RefSeq and is a predicted model, not a curated record.
GGCCCGUCCGCAGCGCUACCGUGUUCGGUUCACAGGCUAGUCCCGGAGGUCGUCGGCCAAACCCCGCCGGAGUGCCGCCGGCCGGGUUGAUAAGAGAGAAGAGAUAAGACAAUACGAAGAGGGCGGACAGCCAUUGCUUUUUUCCUUUGGCUGCUAAUAAAGAAAAGCAGCGUCUCGGCUGUGUAUCAGCAGGAACAACAGACAGCCCGGCGGAGGGAACACCGCACCGAGACCCGCCUGGACCCGCUAAAGUGACGGUGUGGAUUUUCUGGGAACAUGUCUUAUGUGACAGUGCUCUUGUUGCUGCCAGCUCUGUGUAGCAUCAUCAGCACCUCCAGCGCUGCAUCCUCAGUAUCCCUCCUUAAAGGAACCACCAGUGGCUGUCCUGCCCUCAAAGGGAAGUGUGAGGACAGCUUAGCCACUCCCCUUCCCUACAGCUCCUUCACCAGUUCAUCAGUGUAUGGCCGAGCUUAUGGAGCUGGUUAUGCCAAACUCAACCGCAAACAAGGUGCUGGAGGCUGGUCGCCCUUGGAUACAGAUCGUUACCAGUGGUUACAGGUGGACCUGGGUUCUAGGAAGCAGGUGGUUGCCAUAGUGACCCAGGGCCGCUACAGUAGCUCUGAUUGGACCAGCAAGUAUCGGCUGCUUUACAGUGACACGCAGAAAAACUGGAGGCCGUAUCUACAGGAUGGAAAUAUUUGGACGUUUGAGGGGAACGUGAACAGUGAAGGAGCUGUUCGCCAUGACCUGCAGCAUGCCAUCCUGGCUCGCUACAUCCGCUUCAUCCCAGUGGAGUGGAGCAGGGAGGGACGCAUCGGAGUGCGACUGGAGCUCUACGGCUGCUCCUACUGGGCAGAUGUGAUCAGUUUCGAUGGCCAUGGCGUCAUCUCCUAUCGCUUCAGGAGUAAGAAGAUAAAGAUUGUGAAGGACGUCAUAUCUCUGAAGUUCAGGACCACAGCUGGAGAUGGGGUCCUGCUCCACGGGGAGGGACAGCAGGGAGACUACAUCUCCCUGGAGCUCCGCAGGGCCCGACUGCAGCUAAGCAUCAACUUAGGCAGUAACCAGUACGGCUCCAUUCAGGGUCACACCUCAGUGAACAGUGGGAGCUUACUGGAUGACGACCACUGGCACUCAGUUGUCAUAGAGCGAUACCGGAGGAACGUCAACUUCACUCUGGACCAUCACACUCAGCAGUUCAGGACCAAUGGAGAGUUUGACCACCUGGACCUGGACUAUGAGAUCAGUUUCGGAGGGCUGCCUGUAUCUGCAAAGCCGAGCUUUGGAGGCAGAGACAACUUUGUGGGCUGCAUGGAGGGAAUCACUUACAAUGGAGACAACAUCACCAACCUGGUCCGCAGGAAGAAAGUGGACACGUCCAGCUUUCGUAAUCUGACAUUUUCGUGUGCCGAGUCCAACUCCUUCUCCGUUUUCUUCAACUCCACGUCCUUCCUGCGCCUGCCAGGUCAGAGUGACAGCGACACUCUGUCAGUCAGUCUGUCCUUCAGGACGUGGAACCCCAACGGCCUGCUGAUGUUCACAGUGUUGGCUGACGGCUGGGUGGAGGUGGGACUGACGGAGGGCAAGGUCACCGUCUAUAUUAAUGUGACACAGAGCAAGAACACCCGCAUCGAUAUCUCAUCAGGUUCAGGUCUGAAUGAUGGCCUGUGGCACAGCGUCCAUCUGAAUGCUCUGGAGAAUUAUGCUAUGCUGACAGUGGACGGAGACGAGGCGUCCACAGUCAGAACAGCCAUUCCUGUCCAGAUCCAGACUGGGGGAACCUACUACUUUGGAGGCAACUUCCUGCACCCCAACACCCGAACACUUCAGCGCUCCUUCCAGGGCUGCAUGCAGAUGAUCCACAUAGACGACCAUCCAGCUGACCUCAGAGCUGUGGAGCAGGGCCUUAUUGGAACCUUUGAAAAUGUCAGCCUGGAUAUGUGUGCCAUUAUAGACAGGUGUGUCCCUAAUCACUGUGAGCACGGCGGGCGCUGCUCUCAGACGUGGGACACAUUCAGCUGCAACUGUAGUGGAACUGGAUACACUGGAGCUACCUGCCAUACCUCGAUGUAUCAGCAGUCCUGUGAGGAGUAUAAACACCAGGGGAAGAGCUCAGGGAACUACUGGAUUGACCCAGACGGCAGUGGACCUAUCACCCCCUUCAGAGUCAGCUGUGACAUGACAGAGGAAAAAGUUUGGACCACGCUGAAGAACAACCUGUCUCCUCAGACAUCGGUCACCAGUGCAGACCAGGAGGGGAAGGCAGUGCUGCAGAUCAUUUACAAUGUGACUGAUGAACAGAUGUUGUCGGUCACCGGCAGUGCAGAGUACUGUGACCAGUUUGUUGCCUACGCCUGCAAGAUGUCUCGUCUGCUCAACACUCCAGAUGGCGUCCCGUUCACCUGGUGGGUAGGAAGAGCCAAUGAGAGGCAUUCUUACUGGGGCGGCUCAGGGCCAGGGAUACAGAAGUGUUCCUGCGGUAUCGAACACAACUGUACGGACCCCAAACACUACUGCAACUGUGACGCUGACCAGCGCUCCUGGAGGGAGGAUUCAGGCCUGCUGGUGUAUAAAGACCAUUUGCCAGUCAGUCAGGUUGUGGUAGGUGAUAGAAGCAGAGCUGGAUCUGAGGCCAAAGUGACGAUAGGACCACUCCGAUGCCAAGGGGACCGGAGCUUCUGGAACGCAGCAUCCUUCAACAGCCCUGCCUCCUACCUCCACUUCCCUUCCUUCAGAGGAGAAACCAGCACUGACAUUUCCUUCUACUUCAAGACCUCGUCCACUCAUGGCGUCUUUCUGGAGAACCUGGGAACUGCUGACUUCCUUCACAUUGAACUGAGAGGAGGCUCGGUGGUCCUCUUCUCUUUUGAUGUGGGCAGUGAGCGGGUGGAGCUCAGCGUCCGCUCACCCGUGCCCCUCAACGACGACCAGUGGCAUCGUGUGGAGGCUGAGAAGAACAUCAGGGAAGCUGUGCUGCAGCUUAACGGACAGUACAGAGAGGUCAGACCCAUGCCUCCACAGGGACACACCAAACUAGAGUUCUACAGUGAGCUAUAUGUUGGGGCCUCCAGUGGUCAGAGGGGCUUCCUGGGCUGCAUGCGGGCUCUGAGGAUAAAUGGUGUGACCUUUGACCUGGAGGAGAGGGCACAGGUAACUCCAGGGGUUAAUCCAGGCUGCCAGGGCCACUGCAGCAGCUACGGGAUGCACUGCAGGAACGGAGGGAAGUGUGUGGAGAAGUACAACGGAUACUCGUGUGACUGCUCCCUCACUGCGUACGAUGGACCCUUCUGCACAGACGAUGUUGGUGGCUACUUUGAGACAGGAACCCUGGUACGUUAUGACUUCCUGUCAGAGGCGGGAUCUUUUGCGCCACAGGAGGUGAAGACCAUGCCAAGUGUUGGUGUUCCUAGUGAGGCUAACCUGACUCACGAGGAGCUGGUGUUCAGCUUCAGCACCUCCAGUGCUCCCAGCAUCCUGGUCUACAUCAGCUCCAGAACUCAGGACUACCUCGCCGUGGUGCUCAGACACAAUGGCACUCUUCAGAUCCGCUACAGUCUUGGGGGACUAACAGAACCUUUCACCAUUGAUGUUGACCAUCGUAACAUGGCCAACGGGCAGCCACAUUCUGUCAACAUAACGAGGAACCUGAGGGAGAUACGACUUCAGCUGGACCACUACCCAGUGUCCACAUACACCCUACCUGAGGCCUCCGACACUCAGUUCAACCUGGUCAAAAGUAUCUUCCUUGGAAAGGUCUUUGAAACAGGACAGAUUGACCCCAUCCUGAUUGAACGCUACAACACGCCGGGCUUUGUGGGCUGUCUUUCAAGAGUUCAGUGGAACAGCGUAGCGCCGUUAAAAGCUGCGCUGCGCUCGGGCCUGGCAGCACCCGUCAGCACCCAUGGCAUUCUGGUCCCAUCCAACUGUGGAGCCUCACCCCUGACCAUCUCUCCCAUGGCCUCAGCCAGUGACCCCUGGCACAUGGAAGCAGCCGGAGCUGUUUUCCCCUUUAAUGAGGACACGGCCAGCGGUGAUGGAGUGGAUCGCAACUCUGCUGUCAUUGGAGGCAUCAUCUCCAUGGUGAUCUUCGCCGUCCUCUGCAUCAUGGUGUUUGUGAUCCGUCACAUGUUCCGUCACAAAGGCUCCUACCACACCAACGAGGCCAAGGGAGCCGAGUCAGCAGACUGCGCCGACGCGGCCAUCAUCGUCAACGACCCGGCCUUCACCGAAACCAUCGACGAGAGCAAGAAGGAGUGGUUCAUCUGAUCCCCCGCAGCAACACGGACAUAUGACAUUAGGAUGUAUGUAGUUUUCUAAGCAUAGGGAGUAGUAGUGAGGUCACCACCCGUGGAGCCUCUGAGAUGUGCCGAGUGGUUUAUUUGAAAACUUUAUGGACAACGGACACCAUGGCGUUCCAGUGUGGGAUUAAAGCACAGGGCGCAGUGCUGCGUGGCAGAGCCCGUGUGGAGGUGUGGAGCGGUUUAUUUUAACUUUAUUUACAACGGACAGUGUGACAGGAUGACAGCCUUCAGAUGGUGGCGAGGACGGUGCCAUGACGUU